Molecule: messenger RNA, 339 nt
Organism: Sporisorium graminicola
Lineage: Eukaryota; Fungi; Basidiomycota; Ustilaginomycetes; Ustilaginales; Ustilaginaceae
Exons: 6
Coding region: 1-339 (112 amino acids)
Biological process (GO): ubiquitin-dependent protein catabolic process
Cellular component (GO): elongin complex
Molecular function (GO): protein-macromolecule adaptor activity
Source: RefSeq, a predicted model, not a curated record
AUGUCGGCCGACAAGGGCGACUCGGCACCCACGCAAUGGGUCACUUUGGUCAGCGAGGAUGGCUACCGAUUCCUUGUGGAGAGCACCGUGGUUAUGAUCUCACCGACUCUAAAAUUGAUGCUCUCCACGGGCGAAGGCGGAGGCUUUGCGGAAGGAGAAAGUAACACAGCUCGGUUGCAGAUUCGCGGUGAAGUGCUGGAAAAGGUCAUCGAGUAUCUACACUUCAAUGCAAAGUACGCCGCAGCAGCAAACACGGAGGUGCCCGAUUUCAAGAACCGCAUCCCACCGGCGAUCUCGAUCGAAUUAUUGAUGGCUGCCGACUUUUUGGAGCUUUGCUAG